Messenger RNA from Purpureocillium lilacinum, 453 nucleotides. RefSeq lists its product as uncharacterized. The record is from RefSeq and is a predicted model, not a curated record. Lineage: Eukaryota; Fungi; Ascomycota; Sordariomycetes; Hypocreales; Ophiocordycipitaceae. Gene Ontology annotation, cellular component: membrane.
AUGUGCUCCGCCGACAUCUUCCUCGGCCUGUUGGCCAUCCUCUUUCCGCCGCUGCCUGUCUGGGUCAAGCGCGGCAUCUGCAGCGCCGACUCCAUCAUCAACAUCCUCCUCUGCUGCCUGGGCUUCAUCCCCGGCCUCUUCCACGCCUGGUACAUCAUCGCCAAGUUCCCCGAGCCGCCGUACGAGUACGAAGCCCUGCCCAACGACCGCGAGGGCGGCCGCGUCACCUACGUGUACGUCCAGUCGCCCCACGGCUCCGGCUGCAACGGCCAGCAGCAGCAGCCCAGGCCCCAGGGCGGCAUGAACUACGGCACCCAGGCCCAGAACUCGUCCCAGGGACAGCAGCAGCACGGCGUCACGGGCGCCGGAGAGGGCGGCUCCAACGGCGGUGGUGUCCCUCCGUCCUAUGCCGAGGUCGUUGCCGGCGACCACAAGGUUCAGUCGAGGGACUAG